ACAGAACUGUCAUUUCUGUCAAAUGUCAAGCGCAUGUGUUUUUUGCGUGGAAUAUCGCCGAGUUAUUUUCAACAAAAGCAACACAAACUACGUAAAUUUAUUGAUUGAAAAACGUUGAAAACCACCCGAAAAUGAGUACGAUUCUAGAAAAAAUCUCGGCCAUCGAGUCGGAAAUGGCUCGUACCCAAAAGAAUAAAGCAACAGCUGGACAUUUGGGGUUGCUGAAGGCGCGUCUGGCUAAACUCAGGCGCGAGUUAAUUACCCCCAAAGGGGGCGGCGGAGGUGCAGGGGAGGGUUUUGAUGUUGCCAAAACUGGGGAUGCUAGAGUUGGUUUUGUGGGUUUUCCAUCAGUGGGGAAAAGUACCCUGUUGAGUAAUUUGGCUGGUGUGUACUCCGAGGUUGCCUCAUAUGAGUUUACAACAUUGACGACUGUCCCUGGUUGUAUUAAAUAUAAGGGAGCUAAAAUACAGUUACUGGACUUGCCUGGGAUCAUUGAGGGCGCCAAAGACGGUAAAGGUAGGGGUCGGCAGGUAAUCGCCGUGGCGAGAACCUGCAGCCUCAUAUUUUUAUGCCUGGACGUGCUGAAACCUCUGGUGCACAAAAAACUCAUCGAACACGAAUUGGAAGGUUUCGGCUUGAGGUUGAACAAGCAACCGCCCAACAUCUACUUCAAGAAAAAAGACAAAGGCGGCGUGAAUCUGAAUUGCAUGGUCACGCAGUCGGAAUUGGACUUGGAUACCGUUAAAUCCAUUUUAUCCGAGUACAAGAUCCACAACGCUGACGUCACGCUGAAAUAUGACGCUACAAGCGACGAUCUCAUCGAUGUUAUUGAAGGAAAUCGUGUCUAUGUUCCCUGCAUUUACAUUUUGAACAAAAUUGAUCAAAUCAGCAUUGAAGAAUUGGAUGUAAUUUAUAAAAUACCGCAUUGUGUACCGAUUUCCGCUCAUCACAAAUGGAAUUUCGAUGACCUAUUGGAAAAAAUGUGGGAAUACCUGAAAUUAGUUAGAAUCUACACAAAACCAAAAGGACAACUGCCUGAUUACAACUCUCCCAUUGUACUGCAUUCAGAACACACCAAUCUUGAAGAUUUCUGUAACAAACUCCAUCGAACUAUUGCUAAGGAAUUCAAAUAUGCUCUUGUAUGGGGGUCGUCAGUGAAACAUCAGCCCCAAAAAGUAGGAUUGGAACAUGUUUUAGCCGAUGAAGACGUCGUCCAAAUUGUGAAAAAAGUGUGAAACUCAACAUAAAAAACAUGACACUAAAUUUGAAACACCAACCGUUAAUAUGUUGAUUAAUUUUAAGAAUAAACCAUGUAAACUUAC
Molecule: messenger RNA, 1322 nt
Organism: Brassicogethes aeneus
Lineage: Eukaryota; Metazoa; Arthropoda; Insecta; Coleoptera; Nitidulidae
Source: the annotation of a GenBank genome assembly